Temnothorax curvispinosus is the source of this 476-nucleotide messenger RNA. Its product is annotated as transcription factor collier-like. Lineage: Eukaryota; Metazoa; Arthropoda; Insecta; Hymenoptera; Formicidae. Gene Ontology annotation, molecular function: DNA-binding transcription factor activity, RNA polymerase II-specific; RNA polymerase II cis-regulatory region sequence-specific DNA binding. The transcript has 2 exons. The annotation marks the transcript as partial. Gene Ontology annotation, biological process: regulation of transcription by RNA polymerase II. The record is from RefSeq and is a predicted model, not a curated record.
AGAGUCCGUACGGCCUCACCACGCGGUCCGACGAGUGGAGCAGUCUCCUGCCCAGCUCCACAAUCGUGGGUGCUGGGGGGUCACCAUGGCUCGGACUCGGAGGGGGUGGUACCGGGGCCACCACAGGAGGCGGAAGUCCCGUCGAGCUCGAGGGCCACUGGGGACGUAAGCUGUACAGCGCGAGUGUGGCACCGCCGCCCCCGCCGCCCCAUCAUCAUCCGCGGGCGCCGUUGGUUUUCGCGCCUCAAGAUAUGAGGCAGAUACUGAAGGAGGAACCUGUGCCACGUGCUUGGCCGCAGCCCGCGCUCGCCGACAACGGAACGGUUGGCGUGGGCCGAGCACAUUUCGAGAAACAACCGCCGAGUAAUCUGAGGAAGAGCAAUUUUUUCCAUUUCGUGAUCGCCCUUUACGAUCGACACGGCCAACCGAUCGAGAUUGAGAGGACGUCGUUCAUGGGCUUCGUCGAGAAGGAUCAG